Messenger RNA from Panicum hallii, 418 nucleotides. RefSeq lists its product as uncharacterized. Bases 32 to 418 code for a protein of 128 amino acids. The transcript is spliced from 4 exons. Lineage: Eukaryota; Viridiplantae; Streptophyta; Magnoliopsida; Poales; Poaceae. The record is from RefSeq and is a predicted model, not a curated record.
GAAGAAUUGACUGACGAUGCCGCACUGAUCCAUGUCAGGCGAGUGCUGCUGGACGUGGAUGCCGUUCCCUAUGUCCUGCAGUUGUUUUCUGCGCAAAAUCCUUCGAAACCGGGACACACAGAGUUGUACCGGAGCUAUCCACCGCAACCCGAUAUCCCUCGACCGGACCACCUUCUCCCCAGCGCCGCAGCCGAAGCGAAGAGGGCUCAAGCAGUCGAGGCUCUUCCCGGCAGCGAGUCCACUGAAGGCGAGAGCCCCCGGUGGAAAGGGAAGCCGAAGGAGAGGCGAGAAGGAACAACUCCCCCGGACCAUCCGUGGAGUUGACCGAAACUCUGCCUUUGGUCCCACAGGGUCGUCGGUCCAUCUGCUUGUCCUCCCGACCCCAAGCGCCAAGAAGUACCCAACAACCAUCUAUUGA